CAUUAAGAACCUGACAUUUGAUUCUAUCUCAGUGUGUUGUGCCUUGGUCCUCUGAAACAGAAUGGAUAGUGAGCAAAAGGUCAAAGCUGUUGUUGCUGGUUGCAUAUAUUCAGGGCCACAACUGACAACAGAGCCUUAGGAAUAUCAUAAUAUUAAAGAUGGCAAAAUGCUUGGUCAAGAUCCGGACUCAACGAAGCCUCCACCUGCACAUGAUGAACCACUGUAGCAGUAAUGUGUUUGUUCGUCUGCUGAAACAUGGCUCCAAGGUCAUACCUCGAAAUGCUGGUGCCCCAUUGCCUAAAGCAGAUGUUUCUGAGUCCCUGGCUGUCAGCUCACCAGUGAAGAGAGCUCAGGGUGCAGAUGCUCUGAGUGAAGAGGAAGAGAGAGGAAAAGAAGACCCCUUGACGAUCUCUGAACUAGCAUAUAUUCCCAGUACCAGUCUGCUCUCUACCCCAGUAGAUGAUGAUGAAAUUGACAUGCUUUUUGACUGUGUAUCUAGGCUCGAAUUAGAUAGAGAAGACAUGGAUUUAUUUGAGGAACUGGAAGCAGAUGAAAAUGCCUUUUUGAUGGAUGAAGAGGAGGAGCUGAAGGAAGCCCGUCAAGCUUUUUCAUGGAGCUAUUCCAUCUUGACUGGCCGUAUCUGGGUCAAUCCUAUAGUCAAACGUUGCUCCAGGCUCCUUGUGGUGGUCCUGGGACUCCUGCUGUUUGUAUUUCCACUGCUCCUCCUCCUUUUGGAGUCAGUCUUUACGCCAUAAACAGAAUCAGCAGGACCUGCACAUGGGUGGACCCAUUCAAGAUUUGUUUUCCACAUUCCAGCCUCAGUCUAUGAUUGAGUAGGCAAGUUCAUGAGUGAGCCCAGAGCUCAGCAGUCAUCAGUUCAGAGAGGAAGAAAGAAACAUCACUUGGGCCUCAGGCUUCAGCUGUAUUCACCCAUCCUUUAGUAAAGCUGAUUUGGACCCUCUUC
Molecule: messenger RNA, 964 nt
Organism: Phodopus roborovskii (desert hamster)
Lineage: Eukaryota; Metazoa; Chordata; Mammalia; Rodentia; Cricetidae
Product: FERM domain-containing protein 3
Exons: 3
Coding region: 159-755 (198 amino acids)
Source: RefSeq, a predicted model, not a curated record